Molecule: messenger RNA, 2015 nt
Organism: Candoia aspera
Lineage: Eukaryota; Metazoa; Chordata; Lepidosauria; Squamata; Candoiidae
Gene: KRT20
Product: keratin 20
Exons: 8
Coding region: 96-1406 (436 amino acids)
Biological process (GO): intermediate filament organization; epithelial cell differentiation
Cellular component (GO): cytoskeleton
Molecular function (GO): structural molecule activity
Source: RefSeq, a predicted model, not a curated record
AUAGGUCCAAGACUGCCCUAUGCGGCAUUCUCUCCAACAGCCUCUGCACAAGUGGUUUAGAUAUUUCAUCCUUUCAACACACAUACACACUACCAAUGGCUCGACCUGGCAGCGUCAACUUAAAAAAUGCCUUUUUCGAAAACACUGGAUCAGCUGUAGGUAGUUCCAUCUAUAGAGUGUCAUCCAUCAAAAAAUACCGAACAUCCAGCGUCUAUGGAGGAGCUGGUGGCUCUGGCACCCGAAUUUCCUUUGGCAGUAACCUCAGUAGCAACUUCGGCAGUAGUUUUCAACGCAGCACUUCCAUAAAUGAACUACUGCUUGGUGGCAAUGAGAAAACUACCAUGCAGAAUCUGAAUGACCGUUUGGCUGCGUACCUGAAAAAGGUAUACUCCUUAGAAAAUUCAAAUUCUGUUCUUGAAAAGCAGAUCCGGGAGUGGUAUGAAAACAGUUCCCCUAUUGCUAAGCAAGACUACAGUAGCUACUUUAGAACAAUUGAAGAACUCCAAAAUAAGAUUACCAAUGCCCAACUAGAUAACACCAAGAUCAUCUUGCAAAUUGACAAUUCCAAGCUGACUGCUGAUGAUUUCAGAGUAAAAUAUGAGUCUGAGAUGGGGCUGCGACUAAAUGUGGAAAAUGACAUCACAGGACUGCAGGGACUAACUGAUAACUUGACACUAAUUAAGACUGAUUUGGAGCAUCAAAUUGAAGGUCUGAAUGAGGAACUGGCUUACCUCAAGAAAAAUCAUGAGGAGGAAAAAGGAAGAUUAAACCGACAGCUGGGAGGGAAUGUGUCUGUGGAGGUAGAUGCUGCCCCAGGCAUUGAUCUGGCCCAGUUGAUGGAAAACAUGCGCCAGCAAUACGAAGUCAUGGCUGAAAAAAACCGUCAAGAGGCUAAGGAUCGGUUUGAUAAACUGAUUGAACAAUUGAAUGUGGAAGUUGCCACUACUACCCAUCAACUUGAAACACACAGAAGUGAGAUUACAGACCGGAAGCGUACACUCCAAAGCCUGGAGAUUGAACUCCAAUCUCAACUGAGCUGGAAAACUGAACAAGAGAAUGCAGUGGCAGAAACUGAAGCUCAUUACAAGACUAUAUUGGCUCAAAUUCAAAUGGCCAUUGGAAAUGUUGAGGCACAACUAAUGCAGCUGCGGAAUGACAUGGGGCAACAGAAUAUGGAAUACAGCAGCCUCUUGGACAUAAAAGUCAAGCUAGAAGCAGAGAUUGUCACUUAUCGCCGUCUACUGGAGGGGGAGGAUUGGAGAAUGAUUGUUUCGGAUUUAGAGACGAGCAAAGAAGAAGCUGAAAAAGAAAAGAAUAAAGUUCUGAGGAUCAAGACUGUGGUCGAAGAGGUGGUGGAUGGGAAAAUAGUAUCCUCCCAAGUCAAUGAGAGGGAAGAGAACUUGUAGAGUCAACCAUUAAAUAAAUUGCAUGUUAAGUUCAUAAUGGCAAAACAAAAUUGAUUUCAAAAAUUGUCUUCCUAAAAAAUGAGAAAAUGCUUUGCUGUCAACUUAAAAUUAGCCUUCUCCAAUCCAGUGUUCUCUAAAUGUCUAUCGUAACUGGAAGGCAGAAAAGGUUGAUUUAGAAAGGGAAAUCUGCUCUGAAAGAAUGAUUUUACUCAUGUUAUUUAUGUAAUUUCUUAUUUUCUAAUUUGGUUAAAAGAACAGAAAGCUCUUUGUUUCCUAAUGGCUGCAUAACUGGGCCCUUGUGUUAAAGCCAUUUGCCUCAUUGAAUGAUUUCCCCAGUGUUUCGGUUCCCGAGGCAAGGGAUGGGCAGAAGAACUUUGGGUCCAGAGAACUGCCCCAGACAUCGGGCAGACCCUCUCAGAUGUGCUGUUGGGCAUGCACAGCCCUGUGCACACACAGCACUUAGCCACACAUCCAAUCCAUGCUACUGCGCACCCAACGCUUCCCCUUAGAGUCAUGCACACUCCUUAGUUUUAAAAAUUAAAUAUGACAAAAGGGAAGCCAUGACAUUUUCUUCCCAUGAAAGGAAUAUUUUAUUAUUACUAUAUUUUA